UUCAAGAAAUACAAAGUGAGAGUAGUAAUCUGUAUUCUUGCAGCUCAAAGAGAUUCAACUUUUUGAAUUUUAUUGUUUAUUUCUUUCUUUUCUUACUUUUUUAAAAAUUUUACAAAUUACCAACAAAAAAAUUACAACAUCAAAGAUUCACACCCAUUGGAUGUUGGAUGCCUAUGCAUAACUCGGAUGAAGUGCACUUGUUUAUUCUCAGAACUUUACAAGCAGAAAGAUUUAGAGCAGAAUCACAUCUCAGUCUUGGAGAACACCACCCCCUGAAGACCGAGUCAUUUUGAGGUAGUGGCUCCAGGACAGAACAGCAAAUUAUCCAAGGUUCAGCAUAGAAGGGGUUAUCUUAGCUCUCUAAGAUGACAGAACCAACAAUACAUCAAGCUGAGAAAUUUCUCAUUUUUGAUAAAAGGCAGACUGGAAACAAGAUUUUUGUCCAUGAAGAGGACGAGCACUUCCUUGUUCAUGGUUUCUAUCACUUUAAGCAUUUCUCCUGUGAAAGCCCAGUGCGUUUCAUGUUACACUCCCCUGCAAACCAUGCUUUCAUCAGCCUCCAUACAGACAACAAAGUAACCUUUUACAGACCUAAAUGCUACAGGGAGAUAAUCUGGAAAAAAAUGCCCUUUUUGGGCCUUACUCCUACAAAGCUCCUGGGAUGGAUAAUAGGCUGGGGUCCGGGUCCCAUCUUCACUCUUCUUGACAACGAAUUGAGGCAUUUGGAUACUGCGGAUAACGCUCUUGAUAUUCGACUGUGUGAGGCGGUGGAGCAUUCUUGGGAGAUGGUUACUGCAGGCAUUGGGAAUGUGUGUGUGUGGUCGGUGUUGCUCAUGAGGUGCAGAGUGAUGAUACAGGAAGGGCUGCAGCAGAGAGCUUUCACUCACAUGGCAUUGGCUCCUCCACAGAAGAAGAGGCCUCACUGUGCCAUUGUUGCAUGUGGAAAGGAUGUGACUGUGAUCGACCUCGAUAAUGGGAUAGUUCUGGAUCACCAGGAGGAACUCGCUCCAAGUGAAAUCACCGCAAUGUUGUUCUGCACCCAUCUUAACUGUUUGAUCACUGGUUUCGAAGAUUACGCCAUCACAGUCUGGGGUCUUGACUGGGUUCCAUGUGUGACUUUUUUUGGACAUGAUGGUGUGGUGAAUUCGUUGUUCUAUUGCUCCAAAUCAAACCUGCUGAUCUCAUGCUCUGCAGACUGCACCAUCCGUAGCUGGGAUGUAAAAAGGAACUUGGCAAUCGAUUGUUUCCACACAGAGCAUAACAACCCACCACUGUGUUUGGGAGGCAUAAAGAACGAACACCCGUUUUUCUCUUUCUCAGAAAAAGGUGUGGAUCUUUGGUUUCUAACAGCUUGGUACACACUCCACACGAAGAUCAAAGGAGAUGAAAACAUCGCAUUGAAACACAUCUUAGUCUCACAUUUGCCUCCUUGCUACCCAACCCGAGUGACUUGUGUCAGUGAAGAUGAUCAUAUCUAUCUGGUUUCUGUUGGAACAGAAGAAAUACUGACUUCCUUUAAGGCAGGAAAGAGGGUAUUAUGUGCUGCCUACUGCCUUCAAAAAGAGCUUUUGUUUGUCUUGACUCAGUGUGGUUCGUUAUUGCAAGUCAACCCCCUCACUAAUCCAGCCACUUUAAUACAAGAAUGGGAAGGCAAAGGCCAGGCUCCCUGGACAUCAUCAGACACUAUAAGUAAAAAGGAUGUCCUAAAUCUGCCGGUGCCUGGCCCCGCCUGUUGCAUGGUAAUUUACAGCUCCUUGGGAGACCCUGAGAAGGCUUUAGAGAAGUGGAAAAGUUUACAAAGUAGGAGAGGCAGCAUUCAUAGGGAUACCAAACAAAUUGAUCAUUUCAAGAAUAGAUUUUGGGUUAUCAUUGGCCAAAUUGGUGGCUGUGUGAGUGUCCUCGCAAUGGAUGAUGGGACAAUCCUGUUCAGAACCCCCGCACACAACGGCAAUAAUGUCACAGCAGUGAAGGCCUACCCGAAGAACAACUGCCUCCUCUCCUCGGGUGCCGACUUCACGGUGAUCGUGUGGAGAGUUCACCCCGAUGCUGCAACAUGUCUCACCAAAAACCAGAUGGUGAUAUGUUAUGAGCGUCAGGUUUACCUGGCGGCACUGGAGCUGUAUGUGGCCCUGGAGUUUCAAGAGCCUAACAGCAACUUCUACAGCCUACAACUCUACCAUAUGGAAAACCUGAAACGAGCAGAAUGUCAGCAAAAUAAUGCACAUAUAGAUUCCCUCACAGGAGUGUGUGCGAUUCCUGAAAUAAAGGCUUUUGCUUCCUGCAGUCUGGAUAAGACAGUGCGCAUCUGGAAUGAGAAGAACAAGCUCAUUUGGGUGCAACAGCUUGUAGCAGCACCUCAGUGUAUGGAAUACAGUGGAAACGGGGAGCUAUUUCUAGGCAUGAAUGGGGACCUGUACAGACUAGAGUUUGCACAGUUUUUACCAAAGAAAUACCGACGAAAGUUUCGCUGCUACUAUUUUGAAAAUGUCCUUCCUGAGCUGCCUAUUGCUGAGGUUGAAGAAACACCCGACAAAGAAGACACGUCAGUUGCUGAGACAGAAAGAUUAAAGGAAGCUAUCAUCAGCAAUGAGGUAAUGAACAUAUACCUGGAGCAGGAGAUGGAGGCGACAAUGAUCAUAGACAUGGAUGCGAAGGCUCUAAUAAAGGGAGAAGUAGUUUGCACACAAAAGAGAACUCACAGUACGAACAAAACCAAGAAAGAGGCCUUUGACCAUUUCAUGCGUGAGUUAUACGGAUUGUCACCUUGUGAGCAGAUUGGUGAAGAGGAUGAAGAGAAUUUUGAAGAUAUUAUAAUGGCGACCAAAGCACGUUUAAUGCGAGCCAUUUACGUUCCAAAGCCAAAACCAGUGGUCCAUCCUGCAGUCACUACUGAAGAGCCUGCAGAAACAGAAAAACAGGUUUCGAAGAAAAAGGUGGCCAAAAAGGCUGCGACUGGUCCACAGUUGAAAACUGUGGUUGCAAAACAAGCACAAGCCAAAGUGGAAAAAAUGGAAAAGGUUAAAGGAAGAUAUACUCAGAUGGAUAAGGUUAAAAAACUCUCCAGUACAGUGGAGUCAAUCCAGGUGACUCCACAGUUCCGGCGGAGUCCACAGAAACCCCAAGUUCCAAGUAUCCUUCUUCCUGUCCCAACACCAGCUCAAACCCAAAAAAUUUCCCAGGUUACUCCAUCAGUCGUCAGUCAGUUUUCAAGAACGGAAUGGUUUUCUGAUGUGUUUCCUGACAGAAAGCAUAUCGGAAGUGACACUACUUCUGAGAACGUCUUCCAGCAGCUACUAAAAUACGUGCAAAACUCCAACGGCAAAGCAAAUUCCAAGGUCCUUGAAGCAGUUCGUGCAGCGAAAGCUCUGCAAAGCCAGAACCUCUUUGAUGUCACAGAUAAACAGUACACAAACCUCACUGAAGCUUGGGAGAAAUUUAUACGGCCAUCAAUGUCAAAUCAAGCUCGCGAAGUGGUUGUUGAGAUGUUAAAUUUGCUGGUGGAUUUGAAACCGGAAGUCAGUUCCAAUCUUGCGAAAAAACUUAUAAUUUUUAUGGCAAAUAAGGAACUGAAUCUCCAAAGACCAAUAUUACGCCUCAUUGAAGGUUUGAGUGUGCAUCAGGCACAUUUCCUGGAACACGAGUUUCAAAACUGGGGUGAAGGACUGGAGAGCAACCCUAACAAGUUGGAAAUAAUUGACAAAAAAGCAGACUGCUGGUUGGAGAAGUGGACCUCAAAAUUCAAAGUCUAUAACCGCUUUCAGAAUACUGAAACUUCAUCGCAGUGGAAAAGGCCCUCCUUCAGCGGAUUGGAUGUCCUGAAAUUUUUCUGUUUGAUGAAAAAAGAAGAAAUCAGAAAGUCCUGCUUUAUUCCUGCUGUCAAAAAAUACAAAGUGCUUGUGCCUCAGGAGAAGUGGCGUUUCAAACCACUUUUUCGCUUGGGAGAGACAUACACCAUGGCCAGAAAAUGGAGAAAGACAAGAUACUGUUUUUUUGAGCCUAACUUUCCCAAUUGGAUCCAUCUGCCUCUGUCUCGUGUCAACCUGCGUCCGUUUCAUACAAACUCGUAUGAGCGCUUGGUGAGGCUCCCUACCCGAACCUACUUCAUCCCUCGGCAGUCUACAGGGGAGUACUACGAGCGAAAAUUCAAAAUCAGUCCUGUAAUGACCCCAGCAACGCCGCCCCACCGCCCCGCCACUCCACCCCCAACUCCUGAAUUACAUCUGAAUUUAUUCAACAAUAAAUAAAAGUAAUAGUUGCUAUAAGUUCAA
Messenger RNA from Poeciliopsis prolifica (blackstripe livebearer), 4268 nucleotides. It is a transcript of the gene wdr97, whose product is annotated as WD repeat domain 97. NCBI's taxonomy places the organism in Eukaryota, Metazoa, Chordata, Actinopteri, Cyprinodontiformes, Poeciliidae. Gene Ontology annotation, molecular function: protein binding. Bases 366 to 4244 code for a protein of 1292 amino acids. The record is from RefSeq and is a predicted model, not a curated record. The transcript has 21 exons.